Molecule: messenger RNA, 4154 nt
Organism: Cottoperca gobio
Lineage: Eukaryota; Metazoa; Chordata; Actinopteri; Perciformes; Bovichtidae
Gene: zyx
Product: zyxin
Biological process (GO): integrin-mediated signaling pathway; transforming growth factor beta receptor signaling pathway
Cellular component (GO): focal adhesion; cytoplasm; stress fiber
Source: RefSeq, a predicted model, not a curated record
AGAGAGAGAGAGAGAGAGAGAGAGAGAGAGAGAGUGCUGUUUACAUAGUAAUACACAACUCCUGGGCCAAAGUAAAAACGAGCGAGAACUUGUUUGGAAGGAUGGUGUCAUUCGUUUUCCAGACUGAAAAGCACAGGGGGAGGGUCUAAUAGCUGUAGAGGGGAAGAGAGAAAGAGAAGUUACCAUUACAGUCAACUCUUACUCAGCCUGGACCCACAGAAAGAGAAGAACAAAAGGAAGAGGGGGAAGGAAAAAGGAGAUACACAUUGCAGCUGUAUUAACAGGAUAAAUACACAAAAUGGAGGACUCCAGCAGCAGCAAGCCGUUCAUGAUGACAUCCUCUCUGAACUUCAAAGUCACCACACCGUCCUUCUACAACCAGCCAAAGAAGUUUGCCUCUGUGGCAGCACCGCGGCCCAAAAGUCUGACGCCCCCCUCAGCUCCAUCACCGACACCAAUAGGCACAGCUGUGAUUGGUCGAGUGGGAGAUCUGCCUCCACCGCCCCCUUCGCUCUGUGAUGACUUCCCACCCCCCCCUCCUCCUCCUCCCCUGGAUGAUGAUUUGCCAGCCCCUCCCCCCGAAUGCCAAACCACACCCUCUUCCUCUGAGGCGCCCCCUCCCGCCUUCCCCGCUCCACCACCAGUGGCAGAUGACCUGCCCCUCCCCGCGCCCCCUGAAGAGAGUGCCUGUCCGCCCUCCUGCCCGUCUCCCCCUCCUCCUCCCCACCCCCCCCCACCUCUCCCUGCCUCCGGUACCAGUAUUCCCAGUGCUGCUGGAAACCCACAGAGACUUGUGGCGAAGCAGACGAGCUUCGAUCAACAGCUCGACACUCUAACCGACUUGCUGUCUGAGAUGGAGACCAGGGGACCUUUUAACCCGAAGGUACAAACCAGUAAUUCUUCAGCACCAGCACCCAAGCCGUCAGCUCCUCCCCCGACCGCUCCGAAACCAGCUCUCUCCUUCCUCCCGCCCCCUGAGAUGGGAGACCGCCCGCCUCCAGCGCCCUGGGCAGAAGAACUCAAAGCCAGAACGAACCGACAAGCCAAUCACAACUCUGCACCAAACUCUGCUGCUCAGUCGUUUGCUAAGGCCCCGGCUGUGGCCCCCAAGUCUGGUUUCGGAGGGAGAACGGCAACGUCAUCAACCUCUCUGGCACAAAAACUGAACCAGAACCUGAACCAGAACAUCGCCCCAAUCGCUGUUGCACCAAAACCUUCCCCUUCCUCUGCCACCAGCUCUUUCCCUCCACCUCCCGCAGCUCCCCCCGCAGCUCCCCCCGCAGCUCCCCCCGCAGCUCCUCCAGCAGCUCCUCCAGCAGCUCCUACUCCUCCGAACAAUAUGGCGGCUGCCCCGGCCUUAAACCACAUAAAGAGUUCUCCCUUUGGCAGUCAGGUGAAUGCAAACCAAAACCCUCCUGCUGCUGUGCCUCCUCCUCAACCCAAGAUGAUGGCAGCUACCCCCUCCUCUUUUAUCCAACCAAUGAAAACUGCUCCUGCAUCAACACCCUCACCCCCUGGCCCAGUUGCUAUCCCAGGUGGAGGCGUUCCUCUGAAUAUGAGGGAAGUGGAGGAGCUGGAGAGAAUGACCAAGGACUUCAUUAAAGACAUGGACACACACGCACCUGUCAUCACCUCCCCUCCUACUGAGGUCUGUGGGAAGUGUGGGGAGUGUCUGUCCCGCACUCAGCCAGCAGUGAGGGCCAUGGAUAAACUCUUCCACUCCAACUGCUUCUGUUGCAUGAGCUGUCACCGCCCCCUGCAGGGCAUGCAGUUCUAUGACCGGGACGGUGCGCCUCAGUGUGAUGACUGCUACACGAGUUCCCUGGCAGUGUGUUCCCGGUGUGGGGAGAGGAUCACAGACCGCGUGCUGAAGGCAGUGGGCCAGUGUUUCCACUCCCACUGUUUCCGCUGCAGCACCUGUUCCUGCACACUUGAGGGGGCGCCCUUCAUCACCGAUGACAACAACAACCCCUACUGUGUCCAGGAUUACCACAGACGUUUCUCCCCUCUGUGUGUGAGCUGUAAUGAACCCAUUAUCCCAGCCCCGGGCAGCGAGGAGACAGUCAGAGUGGUGGCUCUCGACAAGAACUUCCACCUUAAGUGUUACCGUUGUGAGGAUUGUGCUCGCCCUCUCUCCAUAGAGGCGGAUGAAAAUGGCUGCUAUCCAUUAGAUGGCAAGAUCCUGUGUAUGAAGUGCCACACCCAGCGAGCCAAGAAAGCUGCUCAGUGAUUGGCUGAAGCAGCGUGACUCAGAUUAACUAUGAACCAAAAUCCAAAAGCACAGGAUUCAUUCAGCUGCCGUUUUGCCUUUGCAACAGGGCUUCAUUCAGUGUGUGUGCAGGUGUGAGUGUGAAUGAGGCGUGUGAAGUAUGUUUGCAUGCAGAUCCAGUGUAGUAUUCCCCUCGUCUGUGUUCACUUCAGUGCGGAGGUAAUGUACUGCACUUGAAAUAACCUCCCCUCAUCUUUUAUUCCCACCCUUCCUCUCUCCACCCCCUCCUCCAGCCCCUCCUCCACCCUCUUUGUGUCCUAUGACUUAUUUUUUGUGCCAAUUCUAUGUUUACGCUAAAAUAUUUCCAGCAUAACUUGCACAAGAACAGUUUGGUCAGAAGAGCAGUGUGAUGAAUAUAGAGUUGCCUUUCUUUGUCUCUCGCCUCCAUAUUGUUAGUAGCAGCAUUAACUCAGAUACUUUCACUGGCCGGGCUCUCUCCCUAUGAGCAGUGUUACUGAGACGGAUCGUUAGCAUAGCGUGAGGAGAACCACAGACCUCCCAUUGACCACGCUGCAGAUUUCACCACUCUGGUUGGCUGUGAGAAUAUCUUUAACACUUUGGCAGUUGUUGUGCCUGCAAGCAUGGUUAUUAUGCUUUCCUGCCUAGAAAGUGCUUUUUAUCAGCCGAUCUGUCGUCGAGGGCUAAACGUUGACUGCACGAAAAGAUAAAAACAGUGAAUGUUGCUCUUAGUUUUACUGUGAUGUGAAUUUGAUAAUUCACAGGCAUGCGUUGAAUUAUGUCUUGUAGCGCUCUCUUCUUGAUCAUACAGACUGUAUACGGGCAAGACUAGAACACACAUGCCUUCAUAAAUACUUUAACUGUAUUUUUACAUGCAUGCUUUUUGGAUGCACAAAUUAUGAACAAGCACAGAGUCCAUUCCAUGGAUCUUAUAAAACAAACACAUGGUCAUAAAGGUCAGCAGCAUGGCUGAAAACGGGACCUAUCGUGAUCGCUGCACAGUUCCAUAGUGAAACAAAACAGCCUUUAAGUGUCACUGUGACUCUAAAGCCCCCGCACAUGAUCAAUUUUGUAUUAGACACCAUCUAGAAACAUAAUAGUAGUUUUUGAUAUGCAUCUCUUGCUUUAAAUAACAUCAUUUAUGGACCAUUUGUUUUAAUGAGGUAUUAAGGUUGUGUACUAACGUCACCUGUCCUGACAGCAGGAUGAUAGAUGAGCAUUAUUAGCUUUUAGUUUUAGGUGACGAUAACAAUUAGUGAGCGAAUAUGUUGAAGCUGUCGGCAGAAUUAAGGUUAAAACGGUUACAUGAGAUUCAAUGUUUUGACUUUCAUGUGUGUUUUAUCACCGUCUGUUCUAUUGUUACAGUAAAUACCACUAUUACUUCCAUUAUCCACCUUUUGUACUUUUGAACUUUGCCUGUUCAUGUCGGUUAUUUACUAUUUUACUCUUAUCUUACUGUACUUCAUUGAUAAAUGCUUCUCCACUAUUGUAUCCGUGUUCUUUUUUAACUGAGCCUGGUUUGCAGCUACAGAAAUUCAUUCCACAAAAAGAAAGCCGUUGUUUCUUGUGCUUGCAUUGAGCCUGUCGCAGUACAACAGCACAACGACAAACAUGGCGAUAGUUAUUCAGCGUUGCAUGCUAUGUGUCUGUGGUGGGGGCAUUAUGUCUUCACCUCCGUGGCCCUGCCUUCGUCAUCACUAUGUGAUAUUAAACGUAUGAUGAUUCCUCCAUAGUUGCAUUUAUCUGGCGCUUUGUUGUGUUAUGUCAUAUUGUAUUACAUGCCUUGUCUUUUCAUAUAACUUUUAAAAAAUAAAUUCCUGUUUGAUAUGUGUGAAUGUGUAUAUGUUUAAAAACAUUAUUUAGCCCUCGCCCCCUUUCGCUGUAUCAAAAGUUAAACAAAUAAAUACAUACAAUUCUAAAUGCCAAA